Messenger RNA from Zea mays, 2615 nucleotides. RefSeq lists its product as uncharacterized. Gene Ontology annotation, cellular component: Golgi apparatus; membrane. The transcript is spliced from 5 exons. Lineage: Eukaryota; Viridiplantae; Streptophyta; Magnoliopsida; Poales; Poaceae. The record is from RefSeq and is a predicted model, not a curated record. The coding region runs from base 936 to 2174 and encodes 412 amino acids. Gene Ontology annotation, biological process: transport.
AGAUCCAACCUCACCGGCCACCAGCUUGCCUCCAUGGCCGGUCGCUUCCUCCUCGUCGUUGCCGUCGCCCUCCUCCUCCGCCCUGGGGAUGCGUCCGUGCACGAGUACCGCGGGCUCAGCUUCGCCAACAAGGGCAACGCCUUCAUCCUCCACGCCGGCAGCGAGGGCCUCUACGCGGCCUCCCACGCCAACACCACCGCCGAGGACGCCGCCGCAGUGGCCGAAGCCUUAAUCCGGUAAUGUGCUAGCCAGUAGCCGUUCCGGUUCGCUAUCAGGUGCCUAAUUUAGUUUGAUGCGUGCGUCUGCAGUGCAAAGGGUUGGCUGCGGUACAGCUACAGCGGGGUGGAUGCUGGCAGCCGGGUGGAUCUUGGAUCCUACCGAGCUGGGUACUCUGCCGCCCGACACUUGGAUGGGUGCGGGUUUUGCGAGAAUUUAGUAAUCUUGCAUUCUCGCGUCAAGGUGUGCAGCUGCUGUGUGUCGGUGGUGGCUGGGAGGCGAGCGACAGAGCUAAUAUGCGUUCAUCUGUAUUGCCCUGAGCAGCAUUUACCUCGCGGGAUACGGGAAUUAUAGCUAAAUAGGGUGACUUUGGGUCAUCACUUCGCCAAUGAUAAAAAUGAGUUAACAUUGGGUGGCAUUGGAGAGGAAUAACCUCAAGCACGUGUUUUUACUUGUCAACUGCAGAUGCAUCUCAUAAACACCAUAGAAGGGAAGUUUUGCUGUUUUCUUCAUGCAAAUAUCAAUUUGGAACCCAGGCUUUUGCUGACCAUUUCCAAAAAUGCUGCAAGCUAUCAAUUUCUUGAAUUUUUACGUGCAAGCUCAUUACUCUUCAGUUUGACAAGAUUACUUUUAGGCGAUCAGAGGAUACUAAUAAUUCUGUAAAGGAGACUAGUUCAGCUAAGGUUCAGGUACUCAUUUUUGAGAUAGAAGAUCGUGAAAUGAUUGGUGGAUCAGCAUAUGGAGGUCAGAAAGCUAUUUGUUGUACUUCAGAUCUUGCGAAGUUAGGAGCUUGCACAGAAGGUUCUGUCAUCUACCGCCCAUCCCAGGUAAAUCCUGGUUGGCCAAAGUUGUUUGUAGCAUCUUUUGAUGGAAGUGACCUGAUCGCGACACUACCGUCAAGGACCAUUCCAAUUACCAAAACUGGGAUAUACAAUAUGUACUUUAUACACUGUGAUCCAUCACUUGCUAGUUUGGAAAUCGAGGGGAAAACCAUAUGGAAAAAUCCUACUGGAUACCUUCCGGGUCGGAUGGCACCUCUUAAGAACUUUUUUGGACUGAUGUCUUUUGCAUUUGUCGUACUUGGGAUCUAUUGGUUUUAUCAGUAUAUGAAGUCCUGGAGAGAGGUUCUUCCACUUCAGAACUGUAUUACUCUUGUGAUUACACUGGGCAUGUUUGAGAUGGCAUUGUGGUAUUUUGAGUAUGCUGAAUUUAAUGAGACUGGAGUACGGCCAAAAGGCAUCACAUUUUGGGCUGUCACGUUUGGGACUGUCAAGAGGACGGCUGCUGAAGUUAUUGUUCUCAUUGUCUCAAUGGGAUAUGGUGUUGUCACGCCUACUUUGGGUGGCUUGACAUCAAAAGUGGUCAUGCUUGGAGGAACAUUCUUUCUAGCAACAGAAAUUCUUGAAUUGGUAGAAAAUCUUGGUGCUGUUAAUGAUCUAUCUGGAAAAGCUCGUCUGUUCUUGGUCUAUCCAGUGGCCAUUUUAGAUGCUGCAUUUGUUAUUUGGAUAUUUAUUUCUCUAGCUAAGACCAUUGGUAAACUUCAGGCAAGAAGGUUGAUGGCCAAACUUGACAUUUAUAGGAAAUUUGCAACUGCAUUGAUCAUAUCUGUUCUGGUGUCUGUUGGGUGGAUUGGCUAUGAGAUUUACUCCAAAUCAACAGAUGUAUUUAAUGAACGAUGGCAGCAUGCCUGGAUUAUUCCUGCCUUCUGGCAUGUCUUGUCUUUCUUACUUCUUUGUGUCAUUUGCUACCUGUGGGCACCUUCACAAAACUCAAUGAGAUUUUCUUAUGAUGCAAGUGAAUUCUUUGAUCGAAAGGAUAAUAUCUCAUUAAUUAGGCCAGCACCCAGUGCAUCCAAGAAUGGAUGGAAUUUAUCUUCUACACCAGAGCCCAAAGCUACAAAGGAUGUGAAUACCGUAGCAGAUUUUGAAGGUGAUGAUGAGGAAAACAAAAGGGAGUAGAAUGUACUGUCGAUUUGAUUACGGAGGGUAUAUUUGAGAUCCUUUGAAGUGUGUGCUAGAGCAAUUUUGGUAUUUAGGAGAGGAUUGGCCAUGCUAGUUAUUAUUAAUGGAGCACUCCGCUCGAUGUUAUUUCUUCGAUUCGUUACCACUACAGUAGUUCUUCACAUGGCGAGUUAUGCUGUUAUCUUCAUAGUCUUAAUGAUGGUAUAUGAUAGAAACAAUUAGUCUGGUGUAUAAUAUUUAUAAUAAUGGCACCAUAUUGCUUCUGGUUCCUGUGAACUCGACAUAUGUUAUGAAUGUCAGAGAAUAAAUUACGAUAGAAACAAUUAGUCUGAUGUAUAAUAUUUGUAUUACUGGCACCAUAUUGCUUCUGGUUCCUGUGAACUCUACAUAUGCUAUGAAUGUCAGAGAAUAAAUUGUUUUGCUGGAUCUUUGUUAGAA